Messenger RNA from Brassica napus (rape), 891 nucleotides. Its product is annotated as transmembrane emp24 domain-containing protein p24beta2-like. The record is from RefSeq and is a predicted model, not a curated record. The coding region runs from base 143 to 769 and encodes 208 amino acids. Gene Ontology annotation, cellular component: COPII-coated ER to Golgi transport vesicle; Golgi apparatus; endoplasmic reticulum. Gene Ontology annotation, biological process: Golgi organization; endoplasmic reticulum to Golgi vesicle-mediated transport; intracellular protein transport. Lineage: Eukaryota; Viridiplantae; Streptophyta; Magnoliopsida; Brassicales; Brassicaceae. The transcript is spliced from 5 exons.
AUGCUUGUCGGGUCUCAGUCAAAACAAGCUACAUCGUGUCCUAUUCUGAAAGAACUCGCUCUUUCUCUCUCCCCACCGUCUCCUUCUCCGAUCUAUCACUCUUCAUUGUUUUUUUUUUCCUCUCAAUUCUCUGAUUUUGAAGAUGAACUUGAAGGCUACGAUCCUAAUCAUAGGGCUCGUGUGGAGCUUCCAGGCAGCGUUAGGGAUUAGAUUCGUGAUAGACAGAGAAGAAUGCUUCUCCCACAAGGCUGAAUACGAAGGAGAUACCCUUCAUGUCUCUUUCGUCGUCAUCAAGUCUGAUUCUCAGUGGCAUUUCAACGAGGAUGGUGUAGAUCUUGUGAUACAUGGGCCAACAGGGGAACAAGUUCAUGACUUCAGGGAGCAGAUAAGUGCCAAGCACGACUUUGUUGUCCAGAAGAAAGGGGUUUACCGUUUCUGUUUCACUAACAAGUCUCCUUACCACGAGACCAUUGACUUCGAUGUACAGCUUGGUCACUUUGCCUACUACGACCAGCACGCAAAGGACGAGCAUUUCACUCCGUUGAUGGAGCAGAUAUCAAAGUUAGAGGAGGCUCUUUACAACAUUCAGUUUGAGCAGCAUUGGUUAGAGGCUCAGACCGAUCGUCAAGCCAUUGUGAACGAGAACAUGAGCAAAAGAGCAGUGCACAAAGCUUUGUUCGAGUCGUUUGCACUGAUCGGGGCAAGUGUCCUCCAAGUUUAUCUUCUGCGUCGCUUGUUUGAACGCAAACUCGGCAUGUCUCGUGUUUAAAAGUGAAUUUUGGAAGCUUUCCCCUAAGUAUUUAUCUUGCUUCAUAAGUUAAAAUGUACCACAGAAUCUUUAACUCUUUUUACAGUCGUAGUUCAUCUGAAAGAUUUCACAUUUUCAAGAAA